CUCUGAUUAUGAUGAAACCAACGGCACUCUCUCUCUCUACUUUACUUUUCUCCUUCACCCCCACGCAAAACUCACGUUCACUUUCAACAGAUUAUUACCAAGAUUUCCAAAACCCACCCAUAUAAUUCUUCAGCUGAACAGCUGAAUCUAACUUCUUGGCCUUCCAUAGAAUGGAAAUAGCUGUAAUCGACUGGAAAAACUUAGAUUCAAGAUUUGUGAAGGACGACAGCCUCGAGCACUUCAAAGCUCCGCAAUGGGUGGAUCUCUCCGCCCCAGACGACUCCGUCGACGACGAAGCUUGGUUCUGCCGACCCGAUUGCAACCAUCCCAAGACUGUUGAUGACUUCUACAGAGCUGGAGCAACCCCACCUUCAAAGCUUCAGAGAUCAGCCACUGUUUCUGAGAAUCACCUUAUGAGAGAGCGAAUUCGAAGGGGGAAAGCUCUUCAGACAACUGGGGUGAUUUCUGAAGACAGUGAGAAUAAAAAUCCCAACUUGAGGACCCCACCAAGAUUCAAAGCCAAGCUUACUAUGAAAGAUGCAAUCAAGUCAAGUGAGGAGAAGAAGAAGAAGACCCCUGCUGUUCAAAAGGAACCGACACCGAGGUUGAGAAGCACUCAGUCUGCAAGGAAUCUGUUUUCUGGUGUGGAUUUGCUCAACAAGGUCUCUGAGUUCUGUAAUGAGUUGAAGAAAUUGACAAUAAGGGGUACUUCGGAGAAAGAGAGGGUUGGGAACAAUAAUGUGGAAAGGACUCCAUUGAUGGAGAAAGAGAAGGGGGAGGUACCAUUCCAGGAGAAACCAACAAGUAUAAAGAAAGAUGACACUCCAACGGCUAAAAACAUUCUCAAAGAAAAGCAAAGAAAGAAGCUUCAGAGAAGUGAAAAUGCAGAAAACACCCCAAUCACCAUUGAUGUGAAGAACAGCACGCGGGGUGGAGACGAUGAUAUCUUGUCACAAAUCCGGACUUACCCUCCAACUCCUCAAUGUUUCUCGGAGAGCCGUGGCGGGCCCACCAAAGCUACCCCACCCAGGAGUGCUAGCUCUAGGCCUACUCAGGAGAGAGGAGUUCUCCAAGAGUUGGGGAAACAAAGCAGCAGCAUGAUGGAUUACAGAAAGGAGAAAUCUGUAAAUAAAAUUAACCCAAGGGGAGAAGGAGCAGCAGCAUCUUCUACAGUCACUGAAAAUGAAGCAAGAGGAUUAGAUGUCUUCUGGUUCUUAAAGCCUUGCACGCUUUCCACCUAAACCCAAUAAUACCAUACCAAAAUAUCAAUUAGUUGGCAUUAAUUCUAUUUGUAAUAUUUAAUUCAUUCUUUUAUUCUUUUGUUUACUCUACACAAAUUAAAUCUUGAUGAACGAUGGCACAGUUAGAAUUAUAUGUACUGUUUAUAUUCAGUUAAGAUAUACUCCUUGUUUAAUUAUACUUAAAAAUUCUAAUAUGUAAUGUAAUUAACUAAUUAUUAUCGUUUCCGUAAAUUAGUGUUUCAGAGGGAGGUUUUCCG
Messenger RNA from Cuscuta epithymum, 1498 nucleotides. The record is from the annotation of a GenBank genome assembly. Lineage: Eukaryota; Viridiplantae; Streptophyta; Magnoliopsida; Solanales; Convolvulaceae.